Hibiscus syriacus is the source of this 1369-nucleotide messenger RNA. RefSeq names its product 3-oxoacyl-[acyl-carrier-protein] synthase, mitochondrial-like. Bases 709 to 1146 code for a protein of 145 amino acids. Gene Ontology annotation, molecular function: 3-oxoacyl-[acyl-carrier-protein] synthase activity. Gene Ontology annotation, biological process: fatty acid biosynthetic process. Lineage: Eukaryota; Viridiplantae; Streptophyta; Magnoliopsida; Malvales; Malvaceae. The transcript is spliced from 11 exons. The record is from RefSeq and is a predicted model, not a curated record.
CUUGGUGACUCACUCGGCUGCGGAGUAGAAACAACAUGGAAACGUUUGAUAGAAGGCAAGUUUGGGAUAAGGGCAGUGACCCCAGAGGAUCUAAAGAUGAAUGCUUUUGAUAACAAACUCAUAUGCUUACCUUCGAUCGCUUAACUUCUAAAGUUGUUGCAAUUGGCCCUGUGGGACUGGCCCUGCUGAAUUCAAUGAGGACCUUUGGAUUAACGCUAAAGAUCAACGAUCAGUUGUGAGAUUUAUAAGCUAUGCAUUAUGUGCUGCUAAUGAGCUCUAAAAGAUGCACACAGGGUACCCACUGAUCAGGAAGAGAAGUAAAGAACGGGAGUCUCUAUAGGCGGUGGGACUGGAAGCAUUUGUGAUAUAUUAAAUGCUGCACAAAUGAUCUGUGAGAAGCGUCUUCAUCGACUAAGCCAUUUUUCAUUCCAAGGAUUCAAUCAACAUGGCAUCUGGUCACGUGAGCAUGAAAUACAGAUUCCAGGGACCAAACCAUGCUGCAGUAACUGCUUGUGCGACUGGAGCUCAUUCUAUUGGUGAUGCUAUGAGGAUGAUUCAAAUUGGAGACGCUGAUGUAAUGGUUGCUGGUGGUACAGAGUCUAGUAUUGAUGCUUUAUCAAUAGUUGGAUUUUGCAAGGCUAGAGCUUUGACUACCAAGUAUAAUUCUUGCCCUGUAGAAGCUUCACGCCCCUUUUGACAGUGGCAAGGAUGGGUUGUGUGAGUGAAAUUUGGUUGGUUAACUGCUCCAAGCUCAUUGCUUGCACAACUAUUUCUUUUAUGCUACUUUCUAACUUAUCAUACUUUUCCAGUAUAGGUGAAGGUUCUGGUGUCUUGAUAUUAGAGGACCUUGAGCAUGCAAAAAGACGAGAAGCAAAAUUUUAUGUGGAGGUCCGAGGAUAUGGGAUGUCAAGUCAUGCUCAUCACAUUACUCAACCACAUAUUGAUGGGAGAGGUGCCAUUUUUGGCCAUGGAACGUGCCUUGAAACAAUCUGGUCGCAUCCUAACCAAGUGGACUAUGUGAAUGCUCAGCUACGUCUACACCUUUGGGUGAUGCAAUUGAAGCAAAUGCAAUCAAAUCCAUAUUCACUGACCAUGCAACAUCUGGUGCUUUGGUCUUCUCCUCAACAAAGGGGAUUGCACCUUUGACACGAAAUCUCUCUAAACCCGAUCCCAUAUUUAAUGAUGCUUUCAUGCCUUUGACUGCUUCCAAGGAAAUGCCAAUUAGGGCUGCAUUGUCUAAUUCUUUUGGCUCUGGAGGAAUAAAUGCAUCCUUACUUUUUGCAUCCCCUUCCUAGAACGGUUUGAUUGGUCAAACAUUCUUGUUUCGGUGGAUAUUGGAUGUCAUCUCUUUGUUUCGAUUGCACCUGCA